AUGGCAACAGGCACAAGUAAAACCCCUAUUUUGUUCAUGCCAACAACACUUCCAGGUCCUUGUGCCACACCCACAGUUCUUACAAGUCCCUCACCAGCAGCAGGCCCUGUCAGCAGCUUUGAUUUGGAUGACAAACAAAAAAGAUGGGUUGUGAUUGGAGUUACAUUAAACAAGCUUCUAUUACCAGUUCUCCGUGGCUUUGCUCGAAAGGAACUUGCUAAACACUACACGUCAUUGAAGAGCUCUAGUGGAAUUGAUAAGCAGGUUCAUCCCACUCACUUGAAGAAAGAUGGAUCAUUUGAUUUAAACUAUGGCAGCAUUAACAACAAUUGGGGAACAUUCAAGAGAAAAGUGCAUCGAUAUGAUUACAAAGUGAAAUCUGCUGAGGAUCUGGCCAAACUUUACCUUGAACCACACAUGGCCAAGUUUACAGGUUUUGAUAGCACAUGCGACUUGUCAGCAGUUUUAGGAAUGCUGGCCAAUUCAUCUGUGUUUCACCCUCGCAUCCAAACAAAUGCUAAGGAUGUGCGCUCCAAAGUAAGAAAUGAGUGGGGACACUGUAACUUUGAUCUCUGGAAUGAACUGGACUUCAACAACAGUUUCCAACUCAUGGAGACAUUGAUUCGUUCUUUGGGGCUUCCAACAAAAGCCGAUGAAGACCAAGUAUGUGAUGAGCUUCAGGAGUGGGAAACCAAGGGUUUGAAAUUAUGCAUGGGUUCUCCAGUGGACAAGGAUCUGAUGAAACUUGUCAGCAUUGAAGUAACCAACUUAACACAAAACUUAGAGGCCAUAAAGAAAUUCAAUGUUGAUGAAGCUAAGAGGAUAGGAGAAGCUCUUCAAGACGCCACAGAUGAAAUAACGAAGUUUGAUAAACGUAUAACGGACAUAGAAAGUCGACUGGAGGAAGAGCACCAGGCGCAAACAGAGAAGAACAAAGACUUCUCAUCAACAAUUGAAGAUAUUUCUAACAACAUAACUAGAAUGGAGGAAUGCCAAGAUACAAAUGAACAAAACAUUUCCUUGUUAGAAGAAAGACAUAAUGGGUUAGAAUCAGCUGUAACCUCUUUAAAAGGCGGACAGGGUGCCCUAACCUCACAGGUGGAGGAUUUAGAGUUCGGACAAACUCAGUUAGAUUUUCGGCUGAAAAAGUUAGAAGAGGGUAGUGCCAUUGCCACAGUCUAUGCUGAAAUUUUGAAUCUACCCAGUCGCAAUCAUUGCUUUUGUGGUCGCGAACGUGAGCUACAAAAAAUUGCAGCACAAUUGAAAAAUGUUGUGAGCGGUUGUUCGGAAUCAGCUAUAUGCGGUCUCGGGGGUGUAGGAAAAACAUCACUUGCUGUCGAGUUUCUCUGGCGACAGAAAGAAAAGGAGGAAUAUCCCGGUGGUACUUUCUGGAUUUUGGGCGAAAACAACAACCUUUUCCAGUUGUCUGUCAGCGAGAUGGCACGUCAAGUUGGAACUUUUGAUGACAAAGACUUUUCCAAUUCGCUGUCAAGAACCUUGGACUGGUUGAGAAAGCGUGAACAGCUGUGGUGUCUAGUGGUUGACAAUCUGGAUGAGUUAGAAAUAUCCAUGGAUAUGCGGAAGUUACUUAAUGGUUAUUGGAAACAAGCCGGCCGUGGUCAUAUCAUCAUAACCACGAGAAGAGAAGCAAGGGAAACCGGAGAAGAAACAGGAAUCGAAGAAACUUCUUGUAUUGAGUUGAAAUGCUUCACAGCGGAAGAGGGAGUUCAAUUUUUAAAAUCAAGAAGUGGUACAGCCGGAGAGGACAGUGAUUUUCGUGAGCUGGUAAGAGAGCUUGGAGGACUGCCCUUAGCUCUUGAUCAAGCUGCUGCUUAUAUCCGAUCCCUUCGCCAGCCUAUCAAAGAGUAUCUGAAGAAGUAUAGGAGACUAAAGAUGCAUCUCUUGAAGAAGAAGAAAGCUCGUAAUCUGGUGGAAAAUACAACAUCUGAGAGAUUGGCAGUCCACACAACGUGGCUGUUGAAUUUUAACCAAGUUAGUCAAAUGUCAGAAGAGAUGGAUCUUGGUGAAACCCCCUCAAUCGUAAUGAAAAUUUGUGCCUACCUAGGUCCAGAUGACAUUCCGUAUCAGAUUAUAAACGAAGGACUCCACGUCGUGGGAACUUCUGGAGCAGUAAGCGAUUUGUGGGAUGCUGCCGAGAUAGUUUCCCUUCUAACCAAGUUUUCCCUUUUUCAAAGGUAUGGGACAGAUUCUGUCAGUGUUCAUCGUUUGGUGCAAGACGUUAUCCGAAGUGAGAUUGAAAAGGACAAAAUUGAACUGCGUGUACUUUGCUGUGCAGUGCACACGCUUAACCAUGCACUGACAAAAACACGCUCGCCAGCGGAAGUCUGCAAAAGUUUCUUUGAAGAUGCGGUUUUCAGUGUUGAGAAUCCUCCUUCAUUACAACUGUGGGGCAAGUUGGCUUCGCACUCGACCUAUUUGCAAGAACAUUUGCGUAGCUACCUGGAGAAACAUGAAAAUGAUGUCGAAAGUUUCUACACCGAUGCAACUGUUCGUAUCUUCAACGAAGCAGCGAUAUUUUUUAGUGUGUCGCAGGAGAAAGUGAAAGCUCAGGCCAUGCAAAAAAAGAAACUAGAGUUGCUAGUACACCUUGGAAAGCCAACCCCUGAGGAAGAUUGCGACUUGCCGCAUUAUUUUGUUGAUGUACCUUUGAAAGACAAGGACUACAAGGUGAUCACGUGUUGUAUGAGAAACCCUUCUCCUCAAAACGAGGUCCUGGCUGGAGAAGAUUCUAUUCAUAAUGAAAGGAAGGAGGAAGCCGACGAACUGAGGGAAAAGGGGAACGAUGCAUUUAAAAAUCGCAGGUUUAAAGAAGCACUGAAUCUUUACACAAGAGCCAUUGAUCUGUCGCCUGAUGAUCACCAGCUGUUUUGUAAUAGGGCCCUCUCCCAUUUGAAACUUGAAGACCCAAGAAAGGCUUUGCAAGAUUGUAAAAAGUGCCUUUAUCUAAAACCUGAUUACAGUAAAGCACUUCAACGAAAAGCUUGGGCUCUGCGAGAACUUGUUGAAAGUGGAAAUAGUGAGCUUGAAGGGCAGAAACGUGCAGCUGUUGCAGUAGCCCUUCACUUCGAUCCCAGUCUUCGCCAAGACAGAACGUUUUGUCAGAUGUUCCCUAAAGUAACAGUUGGUCGUGUCACAGAGAUAUACAAUGAAACUCAGCUGGCCUUUGCCUUGAUGACAAUUCAAGGAAACGAAACUUUGCUGUUACACGAGGGUGAAUACCAUUUGAGUGCCUUUCGAACACCUAGUGACCUUCAGGUUGUAGGUCUCGGAUCUAACACUUACUUGAAUUGUGCAAAGAUCUGCCAAAUUUCUAGCGCCAAAUGUUAUUUUGAAAAUAUUGUGUUUCCAAGGGGGAACGUUUCCCUCGUCUGUCUUGGGAACAAUGGAAGUGCACACUUAAAUCAGUGUGUCAUUUCAGGAGGAGAGAUAAGUUGCGAGGACUAUCCAGAUUGCAACGGAGUUCCAGGCUGUGUGGCACCCUCUUUGGGGAAACCUGCUUGCGAUCGGACGGGAAAAUUUGGCGAUUCAGAUUCAACGUCUGGCAUAAGCGGUUUUCCAGGAGUUGUGGUUUCACUCGAGAGCUCAGGAUUGAUUGAAAACUGUGUAAUUUUUAACUGUGGGGGUGGAGGUGCUCUUGUUGUUGGGCAAGGUUCUCGACUACUGGUGAAAAACUGCGAGGUGUACAAGAACCACCAAUCUGGGUUAGAGGCAAGGGAAGGAGGAGAACUUGAAGCGCUCGGAAACAAGAUAUUUGACAAUGGUAAUCACGGCAUUCUGAUUUGGAAACUCGCGGGGAAAUGUGACGUCAAUGACAAUAAGAUAUUUGAAAAUGGAAAAGUAGGCAUCAUCGUCGGCGAUACAAAAGAGAAGAUAACUUUACAAAACAACAGUAUUUAUCACAACAGAGCCUUUGGUAUUUCUCUUGAUAAUGAUUCUCAAAUGUUUAUUAGCAACAAUAAGAUUUUCGAGAAUGGAUUUUGGGGCAUCGUCGCCAAUAGGCGAACAUCGGCACACAUAGUAGGAAACGAACUCACUGGCAACAAAUGUGGUGGGAUUUUUAUUGGAGUCAAUUAUUCUGGAAGGGUUCUUCUGGAAAAAAACACUGUCAGAGAUCACAGUGGCCCUUGGCUUGAGUAUCAAUUCAAAGUGGAUAGCCCGAAUAUUGACUUCAGUUCACUCGAUGGCAAAGAUAUUGAUGCACUGGGGUUUUUAAAGCUUCCAGAGGGUGAAAAGCGUACUUAUUCAAAAGCACCCAUUCUCAAGGAAAACAAAGUACUAAACAAUGAAGAAGGCAUGUAUCAUCCCAGAGAGGUGGCUGAACGAAGCUGUAGCGGUUGCAUCUAUUGUCGUCGCCGAAGAGAUAAAGUAGUGAGUUUUGUGAAGUGCCAAGGAUGUCACAUUGCAUCUUACUGCAGUAAAGAAUGCCAGCGCAACCAUAGACCUAAACACAAGACAAUAUGUUUAGCUCUCAAAACUCGCUAUGCUGUUCAAGUUGACCGAAUUUCAUCGGCACAUAUGCCAGGAUUUACAUGUAUCCCGACGCGGAUGUUUGGCUCUCACCUAAAGGGAAUUGGAAAGGGACCAGAACCAAAGCCCAAUAAGGAGUUCAUCGUCAAAAUUCAAACACGAACUCUUAACAGUCACCCACUGCAGUUGAUGGUACUUUACGACCAAAGUGUCACGAUCGAUUGUUACAUCGUUAGUCCAGAAAUCUUUAACGUGAUAAUGGACUGCGGCGUGCUUGGAGCUUUGGAAAAGUUUACGAUUAAGAAAUGUUUUUUCUGGGCCAUGUUCACUGAACCAGGAGGAAAGCUGACGAUUUAUAUCGAUCAUUUGGCUCCUUAUCAGAAGUGGUAAAGAUCCAAGAGU
Stylophora pistillata is the source of this 4890-nucleotide messenger RNA. RefSeq lists its product as uncharacterized. The record is from RefSeq and is a predicted model, not a curated record. Lineage: Eukaryota; Metazoa; Cnidaria; Anthozoa; Scleractinia; Pocilloporidae. Gene Ontology annotation, molecular function: protein binding; ADP binding.